CCUAUACUUCUCACACUGUGUUCACUUGAGAGUUUUUACUGUGAGGUUUACCACAAUCAUAGGUGGGUGGAGCUCAGACGACUGACAUACGGUGUAAAGAGGGUUUGUCACUAUCAAAGCCGACAGAGAUGCAGUGAACUUUAGCGUGACUGAAAUGUAUGCGUUUUAAAGAAUCACAGAAGAAGAGAGAAGUGACCGCCACUGUAAGUGAUGUGUUUGGAUGUGGGAAGGGAUUGAAGGGGUUAAAGUUCAGACAGCUGCAGUAGGUGCAGGUUUUUCAAACAGGUUUAAGAAAUGUUGGGCCUGCUCUUUGUGUAGGAUGACAUGCUGAAGAUUCAACACACUUACGACAGCACAGCUAGAAUGGAGGAACUUAUGCCUGCAUGAAUGGUCAAAUAAAAUUAUCAGACAAUGAAGGAAUCAUUCGAUGAAUCCACAACAACCAAAAAGCACAGUGUAAAUUCUGCUAGCACGAUACCCAAUGGGGUCUCUGGAUUUCAUACAAAAACCCAGGGUUUGCUACAGGGGUUACGUCUGUGUCAGGACGCUUGGGGACCUAAGAGCCCCUGGGAUAAACAUGGGGCCCACGCUGCUCUAUGGGGCAGACCUACUGGGAGUUUUCUGGUGGUUGAAGGGUCUUCGUCUGAUGAACAGCUCCUGUGCGUAACUGUAGGGUGUGAUGGUGAACCAGUCCAAGACUUUUCCAUAUUAACCAAGGGAACAGCUCUUCAGCUGACAGCAUCUCACCUGGCCUUCCCUGACAUCUUUCAGCUGCUGCACUUCUACACACUGAGCAGGGAUGUGCUACCUGUUUGUUUAUUGGUCCCAUCGUGGGUUUACACCCUUAACAAUCAGUCAGAUCAACUUUUAUCUCCACUUGGUCCAAAAGCUUGGCUUUGCUCCUCCACACAAACCAUGACUCCAGAAACACCAGGAACAGAAAUGCCAGAAACGGUUAUGUGCACAAUACAGCUGACAGCAGCCAGUGGGGCUCUGUGUUUUAUUAAUCCCCUGUACCUCCAUGAACACGGCGAUGAUUGGCUCACUCGUUCUUCAGCGGGUACACAUCUCACCAGCAGACCAAUCAGCUUGAAGAGAGAGAAACGCUUAAGUACAACAAGAGGAUGGGAAGGGAGAGGACUGAAACAAAGGCCGACCUCACUUGGCGAUGAGAGUUCUAGGAGUAUUGAUCGUGACAGAGGAUCAUUUGAGAAGAGUCCAGUUUCUCCAGCUACGCCAAGCGGAGUUGUGCUUCGAAGGGGAAAUAGUGGCACCAAGCAAGACCCAAUCAAAAGAGGAAGUACAGACUCCAUUCACAGUCCACUCCCUCAGUCACCACAUCGUGUGUCGUGGAUUGAGGAAAAGAUAUGGCUGAAUGCACCAUCUCCUUCAUCUCUGCUUCCCCUGCCUUGCUUAGAGCUGGACUCACUGUCAGUCAGUAGUAUUGAGGAGGAAUUUGAACCAGUCUCGAGCCCUUCUCUAUCCCAACAAUCAUCCCGCCUACCUUUGGCGGAUAAGGUAAAGAACCGCCUUUCAGCGGCUCUGGGUGGACUUGUGUCACCACAGCGGCGAUUGAAUAAACGCAUACAGGAGCUGGCGGAGCGGAAAGAUGGGGCUUUUGCAGAGGCUGUCAGGUCAUUUGUAGAGCAAACUCUCGCAGCUGGAAACGCUCCCGGGGUGACGUGCACAGAGAUGCUACAGGAAGUCCGUUCCUCUCUCACUGCCCUCAGAGAAACACUGUUUGAAUAUCCAGAGAUCCAAAGCAUCACAGAUGGUCUCGGAGACAUGCCUGAUUUUGAACUGGAUGCAAUACUGGAGCUUGCCCUCCAUAAAGUAGCUUUAAAGCCGGUCUACACUCAUCUUUAUGUUUGUAUGAAGACGGCACGCAGAGAUGAUGGUACGCUGCAACGUUUAGAGACAAACAAGAGCACACUGGAGAACCACAGUCUGGAGGAGUUGGAGGGGACGGCGGGAGCUGGCAUACCAGAUGCCAACAUGGUGGAGAAGAUCCAGCAACGCUGGACCGCGAUGCAUGAGACUUACUCACCUAGCAAAAAAGUUCACAUUCUGCUUAAAGUCUGCAAGACUAUCUACCAUUGCAUGAACGCUAAUGCUAAGCCUGGUGUGGUUUUUGGGGCAGAUGACUUCCUGCCUUGCCUGACAUGGAUGUUGCUGCGUAGUGAUGUUACCACACUGCAGAUUGACACUGACUACAUGAUGGAGUUACUGGACCCCACACAACUACAAGGAGAAGGUGGCUACUACCUUACGUCGCUGUAUGCCGCCCUCUUUUACAUCAGCAGCUUCAGGCCGCGGCUGGCAAAGCGGCAGCUCAGUGCAGAAGCUCAGUCGUCUCUGAGCCAAUGGCACCGCAGACGUACCCUCCACUGCAGCCAAUCACGACGCAGCAGAAAUCGAAGAACCAUACGCAGGCACAGGCUGACAGACGGAAGCCGUACCACAUCAGAGGUAGAUGAGGCCACAGAUUUAACCAAUACAACUGACAGCAACACAGCCGUCUCUAGUGUAGAGAAAACACCGGAGUGCAAGAGAUUGAGCGAAGAGUUGGAGGUCGUAAAGGAAGAAGAGGAUUUAAAUGAACAACAAAAAAAGUCAACAGAGACAUCGUGUCUCGACAAACCUAAAGCUGAGGAUGAUGGUAAAGGGUCUAGUGUAGGCUGGAAUUAAGAUGAAUGAAAGUAACUAUACUGAGAGAAUGAAGAAAUGCUAUUUUAAAAAGUAUUAGCCUGCUGUUGAUCUCUGAACUCUGAAAUAAAUAUAUGCUAAAUACAUUUAAGUUAAGCUUUUUGAAUUUGAAAAUAUAUAUAGUUUUAACAUUCAUAUAUUAACAUAUAUUUAAAAAUGUAUUUCAAAGACAACAAAUACAAAAACAAAUGUUUUAAUUUUACAACCCAUACGGCAAAAAAUAAAAUCCUGGCCAAAAUAUAAAAGUUUGUAUAAAAUGUAUAAAGUAUAAGUAUAAAAUGUAUAAGUAUGUAUAAAAGAUAAAAAUAUAAGUAUGUUUUUGCACUUGAAAAUAUAUUUAUUUUUAAUCUUUUCAAAUUUGUAACAUAC
Molecule: messenger RNA, 3075 nt
Organism: Misgurnus anguillicaudatus (oriental weatherfish)
Lineage: Eukaryota; Metazoa; Chordata; Actinopteri; Cypriniformes; Cobitidae
Gene: rinl
Product: Ras and Rab interactor-like
Biological process (GO): vesicle-mediated transport
Cellular component (GO): cytosol; endocytic vesicle
Molecular function (GO): guanyl-nucleotide exchange factor activity; small GTPase binding
Source: RefSeq, a predicted model, not a curated record